CAUGACUCAACACUGACCGCAUCAGGCCAACAUGGCGGCUACGUCUGUCUUCCAGAGGGUGAGAACAGGCUCCAAAAUAGGCGCCCAGUAUGACCAAGAAGGCAACCUCAUUCAGGUGGAGACACGAGAGGAUGAAGAGCAGAGCGUCAAGCUGGCAGAGAUCUUGGAGCUUCUGCUGGCAGCUGGAUACUUCAGAGCCCGAAUCAAAGGACUGUCCCCCUUUGACAAGGUGGUUGGUGGGAUGACCUGGUGCAUCACGACAUGUAACUUUGACAUCGAUGUGGAUCUUCUCUUCCAAGAAAACUCGACUAUCGGCCAAAAAAUAGCCCUCACAGAGAAAAUAGUUUCUGUUUUGCCUAAGAUGAAGUGCCCUCACCGCCUGGAGCCCCAUCAAAUCCAAGGGCUGGAUUUCAUUCACAUUUUUCCAGUGAUACAGUGGCUGGUGAAACGAGCCAUAGAGACCAGAGAGGAGAUGGGUGACUACGUGAGAGCCUACUCCAUAUCUCAGUUCCAGAAGACCCACAGCUUCCCAGAGGAUGAAGAGUUUCUCCAGAGGAAGGACAAGGCAGUGAAGGCGGUUCUCGAUGUAUCGGACGUGUACAAACCCCAGAGGAAGUACAGGAGGCAGGCAGACGCAGGGGAGCUGCUGGAUGAGGAGUCCAGGGUUCACUCCACUCUACUGGAGUAUGGCAGGCGAUACGGAUUCAGCAAGCAGUCCAAACAAGACAAAGCAGAUGAACGGAAGGCCUCAUUGGCUGGUGGCUCUCAGGGCACGCCCACUGGGAUGACAGAAGUGUCGGAGGAGGAGGACCUGCAGGCGGCGGAGGAGUUGCGCAUCAAAACCCUGAUGACCAACAUGGCUGCCAUGGCGACUGAGGAGGGGAAGCUGACGGCCAGCGCAGUGGGCCAGAUAGUGGGACUACAGUCUGAGGAGAUCAAACAGAUCGCCUCAGAGUACGCUGAGAAGCAAUCUGAGCUGUCAUCAGACGAGCGCUCGGAGCGCUACGGCCCGCUACAGCAGCACCGCAGGACGGUGGCCUCGCUCAACAAACAGAUCCAGCACAAGACCAAGCAACUGGAGGAGUUGCAAGCCAAACAUGCGGAGGUGAAGUCAGGCUGUGAGGAGGCCAAAAGAAAACUGACAGAGGCCACAGAACAGUCUGAGAGACUGGAGAAAGAGCUCAAGUCCUUAGAAGAAGUGGAGACACAAGCUGACAGCAGCUUGUUGGAGAAGCUGAGGGCUCUGGUGGCGAUGAAUGAGAACCUGAAGCAGCAGGAGCAGGAGUUCCGCACACACUGUAGAGAGGAGAUGGCCCGUCUGCAGCAGAACAUUGAGGAUUUGAAAAUGGAAUCAGGAGAUAACACAGAGGAGGAAAAGGAGAGGAACCAGCUGAUAGACAAGCAGUACAACACAGACAGAGAAAAACUACAGAAGAUCCGCCUGCUCAUGGCUCGGAGGAACCGCGAGAUCGCCAUCCUGCAGAGGAAGAUCGACGAGGUGCCCAGUCGGGCUGAGCUGACCCAGUACCAGAAGAGAUUCAUUGAACUGUACAGUCAAGUUUCUGCAACGCAUAAGGAGACAAAGCAGUUCUUCACCCUGUACAACACCUUAGAUGACAAGAAAGUGUAUCUUGAGAAGGAGGUCAACCUGCUGAAUUCCAUUCAUGACAACUUCCAACAGGCCAUGUCGUCUUCAGGAGCCAAGGAGCAGUUCCUCAGACAGAUGGAGCAGAUAGUGGAGGGAAUCAAACAGAGCCGCAUCAAGAUGGAGAAGAAGAAGCAGGAGAACAAGAUGAGGAGAGAUCAGCUGAACGACGAGUACCUCGAGCUGCUCGACAAACAGAGGCUCUACUUCAAAACCGUCAAGGACUUUAAAGAGGAGUGUCGGAAGAAUGAGAUGCUGCUGUCCAAGCUGAGAGCUAAGGGCGCCUCUUAGCCCUCAUAUCACUGUUUGGUAAAUAGUUUGCAUUUUGACAUAUGCCUUUUUCAACACUUGAGCUGGAGCUGGAACGUGUUUUCUCUGUGAGCACAGUGAAUCAGAGAUCCAUUUCCCAUCUGUGCAGCUUUUUUCACACAUUCCUUACUCAGUUGUAUCUUAUUUUCUGGUUUGCACAGUCGUAAACAGACGGUUUCUGCCAUUUAAGACCUGGAUAUGUGAGAAUGUACAAAAAUUUUCUGUUGUAAUAAUGUGCCAUUCACAUGUGCCAUAUCUAAAUGAGAGAAGAGCAUAAAUAUGAAAAGAAAAGGUGCUGCUUUUCUGACACAUGACUACAGUUUUCACUUCAACAGCUUAUAUACAUGUUAAACUUCACAGAGUCAUGACAUUGCUAAUUUAAGUAAGUACAAGGUUCCUUCGUCGGAAUGUCGGAAACGUGGAAUUUCCAGGUUUUGAACCAUUUUGGAAAUGUGCAAACUCCGGAACCUGGAAACCUGGAAAAAUCUGAAGAAAUUGUUUGACAGAUUGUGAUAUUUGUUGGCACAGUGUGAUCAUCAUGUCACUCGCAGCCCCGAUCAGCAUCAAUUACUAACCAGUAUCUGCAGAUCUAGACAGCAAAGGAUUGAAUUUCAAAAACAAAAAUGUGUAUUAAAAGUUACAUGAUAACUUUUGCACUUUUGGGUCUUUUGACUGUACAGACAAGUAGCACAAAUCUCAAAUAUACAUACUUGUAUUUAUCAUCUUUUACUGCACUACGCAGUUUUUACGUAAAAAUAUACCCAUCCUCAGUCUAAAUCCUACACAGCAGAUUCACCCCAUUUACUAAAUUUUGGUGUCUGGUAGGGACACUUUUCCACCCACAGGCAUUGACGAAUCAAAACUUCAAACAGGUCCUUUAUGAAAUGAUCCCACAGAAUUGAGAAAUGCUUUAUUUUGUGAGCGAGCAUCUCAUCCAGAAACAGCCAGACUCAUUAGCAUUUGAUUUUUUUCGUCUUUCUUGACUUCGGUACUUUUUGACUGAAAGCAUUACAGAACAGCCUGCUUGGCAAACAUGAACAUGUUGUGUACAGUUUACUGAUGCCACCUUACAGGAUUUCUGAGUAUAAGUUACCCCACAGCGGUCUCUGAAGUUGCCUCAUGUAACUUUAAAAGAAGCACUUAAUAUUUACUUCUUAAUUCUUUGCCAAUGAUGCUGCUUUUAUGUACUGCAAAAACAGCAGCUCCUGAAGUGUCUUACAUUUGCCUUUGUCACAUUUUGAGAUCAAAACCAUAGAUAUUUAAUGAAUAAAAGAGUCUUUGUGUUAACGACUGUUAAA
Molecule: messenger RNA, 3252 nt
Organism: Myripristis murdjan (pinecone soldierfish)
Lineage: Eukaryota; Metazoa; Chordata; Actinopteri; Holocentriformes; Holocentridae
Gene: ccdc93
Product: CCC complex scaffolding subunit CCDC93
Exons: 23
Coding region: 32-1936 (634 amino acids)
Biological process (GO): Golgi to plasma membrane transport
Source: RefSeq, a predicted model, not a curated record